This is a messenger RNA of Ceratotherium simum simum (southern white rhinoceros), 1350 nucleotides long. Its product is annotated as caspase-12. NCBI's taxonomy places the organism in Eukaryota, Metazoa, Chordata, Mammalia, Perissodactyla, Rhinocerotidae. Gene Ontology annotation, cellular component: NLRP3 inflammasome complex; IPAF inflammasome complex; AIM2 inflammasome complex. Gene Ontology annotation, molecular function: cysteine-type endopeptidase activity. Gene Ontology annotation, biological process: proteolysis; regulation of apoptotic process; regulation of inflammatory response. The record is from RefSeq and is a predicted model, not a curated record.
AUGGCUGGCAAGAGACCAGGGAAAGAAGAUGCGGUCAACAGGGUGAAGUUGAUUGCCAGGAACACGCUUGAAGGCUUUUUUGAUGACUUGAUGGAAAACAACGUGUUAAAUGGGGAUGAGUUACGAAGAUUAGGGAAAAGAGUGAACCUCAUCGUGAACAGGAGUGAAAACCUGAUUGAAGAUAUCACUGAGAAAACACAAACGGCAGGAAAAAUAUUUAUGGACCAUCUCUUCAACCCAAAGAAACAGCUAAGUUUAAAAUCUCAUCCUGGAAAUGAGGAUGAUGAAUCUGAGAACACUGAGUCAUCUUCUUCUUCAACAGAAUCUGAAGAUGAAAAUGAAGAAAGUAGCAAUGAGGAAAAAGCUGGAUCAGCCCAGGCAUUGUCUCUCCCUCCACCAGAAUCUGGAAGUGAAGAUGAAGAUGAUGAAACUGAGGACAAUGCUGGAUUGUCCCAGGCACCAGUUCUACCUCUGACAGCUCCUCAGGAAACCCAAGUUUCCCAACCCAAUGAUAAGUUGAAGCCUUGUUCUCAUGAUCAUUUCCAUAAACUGAAGACAACAAAGGCAGAUGAGAUAUAUCCUGUGAUGGAGAAGAACGGCCGAACACGCCUGGCCCUCAUCAUCUGCAACAAAGAAUUUGACUGUCUUACUAAUCGAAAUGGUUCUGAAGUUGACCUUUUGGGGAUGCAAGAACUGCUUGAAAACCUUGGAUACUCAGUGGUUGUAGAAGAGAAUCUCACAGCGCUGGAAAUGGAAACAGCACUAAGGCAGUUUGCUGCCCGCCGAGAGCACCGAUCCUCAGACAGCACAUUCCUGGUGUUUAUGUCACAUGGCAACCUGGAUGGAAUCUAUGGGACAAAAUACUCAGAGCAAGAGCCAGAUAUUCUUCGUGAUGACACCAUCUUCCAAAUUUUCAACAACCGUAACUGCCAGAGUCUAAAAGACAAACCCAAGGUCAUCAUUACGCAAGCCUGCUGAGGCCGAGGUGAUGGGAGUGUUUGGGUGACUGACUUGGGAGAAGCCUCUGCAUAUGGAUAUAACCAGCCCUCACAGGGUUACAUCUGGAAUGAUGCUAUUACAAAGACCCAUAUGGAGAAAGACUUCAUUGCUUUCAAAUCUUCCACUCCACAUAAUGUUUCUUGGAGAACUGACACAAAUGGCUCUUUCUUCAUUUCCAAACUUAUCUACUACUUCAAAAAAUACUCUUGCAGUCAUCAUUUGGAGGAGAUUUUUCGAAAGGUUCAACAUUCAUUUGAGACCCCAGGUGUUUGGAUCCAGAUGCCCACAAUUGAGAGAGUAUCCAUGACACGAUAUUUUUACCUCUUCCCUGGGAAUUAAAAUUCAUACAAA